Parathielavia appendiculata is the source of this 1877-nucleotide messenger RNA. RefSeq lists its product as uncharacterized. The record is from RefSeq and is a predicted model, not a curated record. The coding region runs from base 211 to 1446 and encodes 411 amino acids. NCBI's taxonomy places the organism in Eukaryota, Fungi, Ascomycota, Sordariomycetes, Sordariales, Chaetomiaceae. The transcript has 3 exons.
AUUUUCCUCCCGUCGUCAAAUCCAACCGCAACCCCACGCAAUUGAUGCGCGAGAGUCAAGUUGAAGCUUGACGCAUCCCAACCACCGGAUUCUCAUCAAUUCCCUGGCCGCAUCAUUGCGAUUGCAGUCGCCGACGGUCGGACAUUACACUCGUUUGCUUUUUAGCAGAUUCGGUCGCUUAACCACUGAAUUCUCUACACAGAGCAAAACAUGGGUCUUCGAUUGUACCAGCCACCGGUUGAAUCGGACAUUCAAUCCAAGCCCGCGACUGAUAGGUCGGCGCGGUCGCGGUCCAACAUCCGCCGGGUUCUUGACCGCAACGACGAGCGAGAGCGAAUACGCGAGCGCCGCCGUCGCGCACUUGCCGCAACGGCGGCAUACAACAACUACGAUGCCAGGCGCGCAUCAGCACUCGAACCUGUUACACGUGCGCUCGCGACGACGGACAGCUCUGGGACAAGAUCAGGUUCCGAACAUGCCCGCCGCGCGCUACUAGUAACUGACCGUCCGGGUGUGCUACUUCGCGCCGACGGGACUAGAAACCCCGCUGUACUCGAUGACCGUGCUGUCACCAUGUUCGGCGAGCGAUGGGCGCACUUCGAAUCGAACCCGAACCUGUUUCGCGACGAGGACAAUGAUUCCUCACCCAUGCUGACGAUGGCUGGCGAGCCGGAUUUUUUGCCGCGCCGCAACCAACUGCGCCCUGAACCUACGUAUGCCUUAUCCAACCUCAGGUCCACACAAGCCCCUGGCCAUCCCUCUCGCGGCGCCACAACGCCACAUUCAACCCUUUGGUCCCGCAUCCAGCGCAGGCAUCGAAGUUCCAUGAGGGACGAAUCACGCCCGUCACAAGACGAUGCGAGCGACAGGCCGCGCCCCCGCCCACCUCCUUCUGCUCACGUCCCAUGGGCGAUCGAGGCCGCCGACAUGGACGGCCUGGGCGACCGUAACCGGAGCUUGAGCCCGGAAGGCGACAACCUGUGGGGCACUCUGCUGACCACCCUGACGCCGGACCCGCAGCCGCCCAGCGCCGGGUCUUCGUUCGCCUCGGCGUCUGCCUCGGCCGCGGCCACGCAGAGCACCGCAGCUGCCUCGUCGUCCCGGACCUCGUUCACCACGCCGGAUGCGGCUGAGGAGUUUGCGUUCGAGCCACCCUGCGAGUCGGGAUGUGACAAUUCCGACACGGAGGGCGAGGGCGAUGGCGAGGGCGAGGACGACGACGAGAUGGAACAGAUGCAGCUCCCUUAUUUCCCGCGGCUGGCCUCCUCCAACCAGUCCUACGCCGACCGAGCGCGCGGUAAUAACGAGGACCCCCUGGAGCUUCUGGGCGGCAUAGGGGGCAUGCAGCGGAUCGUGCGCAACCUGGCCCGUCGGGAGGAUAUUCCGGACGAGUGGUGGGCCGAGGCUGGGCUGAGCCGGACACUAUCUCGUGAGGCUGGGAACUGAUUUUUUCGUUACGAAAACUGGGUGUCGUGGUCUAUGGGAAAGCGGCAGGUCUCGCUAAAUAAUGGCGUUGGUGGAUUCGGUUUUGAACGGCGUUGAGGUUUUGGGGUUUUCAAAGUUUCCAGUGGUCAUAUUGUCAGUGUGCGGUAACAGGACAGAUGCGACCUUGCCACGGGCUCUUCUUUCCUCGAGCAGGCGUGCCGAACGCUGUGUAACAUCAUGGAGGGUCUCUUGUGCUAGGGUUGACGAUUUAGAGGGGCCCAUGGGUUGGCUCCAGUAUAUCGAACAUCGAGCUCAUCAAGCUACUUGAUGAGGGGGAGGACAACGCGUUUCUUUUCGGCGGCGGUGGUGUCCGGUAUCUGUAUGAUUAAAUUGUACUGAUACAUUGGGUGGUAUUCGGUAAAAUUUCAGGGCUGUUGUCAUGAGAGUCCAAU